Messenger RNA from Bufo bufo (common toad), 3316 nucleotides. It is a transcript of the gene ELF3, whose product is annotated as E74 like ETS transcription factor 3. Gene Ontology annotation, biological process: regulation of transcription by RNA polymerase II; cell differentiation. The transcript has 10 exons. The record is from RefSeq and is a predicted model, not a curated record. Lineage: Eukaryota; Metazoa; Chordata; Amphibia; Anura; Bufonidae. Bases 110 to 1231 code for a protein of 373 amino acids. Gene Ontology annotation, molecular function: DNA-binding transcription factor activity, RNA polymerase II-specific; sequence-specific DNA binding. Gene Ontology annotation, cellular component: nucleus.
AAGUUACAUGGGUUGGGCAUAUAUAAGCAGAGGUUUUGUUUCAUUCUCUUAGUUGCAUCUACUUAUAGUGGGAUUACUCAAGUGUCUGGAAUCCUGCACAGGGUCUGAGAUGGCAGGAGAAAGUUGUGAGAUCAGUAGUAUCUUUAACAAUUAUAUUACAACAUUAUAUCCACCUGUCCAAGCUCAUGCUGUGUCAAGUGCAGCUUUCACAAAUGAAGACAAUGAGAAGUUACUUACGUUUACUAUACCAGGAACCAAUAGUGAUCUUACAGCAGAGUUAUGGGCCCAGGAUUUGCCACACAUGUGGACACAGCAGCAUGUAUUGAACUGGAUUAGUUAUAAUGUAGAGAGAAACAAGUGGGAUGCCAGAACAAUAGAUUUAACCCAAUGUGAAAUGGAUGGGCAACGUCUAUGUCAACUGAGCAGGGAAGAAAUGACGACAAUGUUUGGUGGUCUUGGGGAUAAACUUUAUGACCAUUUGUGCAAGCUAAAAGAUUCUCCUUCAUCGUUAAAUUCAUGUGACUCUAGUGAUUACGAAUUAAAGUUCCAUCUUUCAGAUGAAUGCCCUUCUGAAUGGGACCUGAUAUAUGACUUUAUUAAAAAUGAAGACAAUGUGCAGUUUGGAGGCAAGAAAGAAACAGACUUUGAAUUUUGUGAAGAGAAAACAACAUAUACUGGUUAUUACUCUGAUCCGAUCUCACCUGCCAGCUCAGAGUCCUGUGGAUCUGAAUCGUAUAGCUCACAAGCUGGAUAUUCUGCAGGAAGUGACCUUGACAUGGAGGUUAAAAUAUCUUUGGGAAGAGAUAAUCUACCAAAUUAUACCAACAGUAAUGGAGCUCCAAAUAAAAGAAGGAGGGGCAGACCCCGAAAAAUUAAUGCUGAUAGUACAGAUAUCUUAGAUACUAAGAAAAAUAAGCACUCUGCACGAGGUACACACCUUUGGGAGUUUAUUCGAGAUAUAUUACUGCACCCUGAUUUAAAUGAAGGUCUUUUAAAAUGGGAGGACCGAUCUGAAGGUGUCUUCAAGUUUCUUCGAUCAGAGGCAGUUGCCCAACUUUGGGGACAGAAAAAAAAAAAUUCCAGUAUGACGUACGAAAAGCUUAGCCGAGCUAUGAGAUAUUACUACAAGCGAGAAAUUCUUGAGCGCGUUGAUGGUCGCAGAUUAGUUUAUAAAUUUGGCAAAAACUCUAGUGGUUGGCGGCUAGGAGACAAAGGAUCCUUUGGAUGUUAGGAGCAGAAUGCCAUAGACUAUGUGGAUAACUGUCCACUGUGCAUAUGUUUGUCAGAAUCCAGCCUUGUUUGCAAGGACAUUUUAGUAGCAUCAUUAUUACGGUGCCAAUUACUUAAAGAGCAUCUGUCACCAUGAUCAACCCUAUUAACCCAGGCCUGCUGCCUGGUAGGGUUGAUUAUGGUGAAGUAAAUUAACCUUCUAUUGCACCUAUCUCUUGUACCAUUACAGCAUAAUUAUUACUUCUAUUCUUAUGCAAAUUCGGUGCUCAGAGCAACGAAGGGCUAGCCUCUUCUUAUCCCAUCUGUCCACUCCCCCUCAUGGCCUGAUUGACAGGGUCAGACAUCCUAACUGUUUGAAUGCCUGGCCCUGAAAUAUCUGGCUUGUACUGGUUGAUUUCUGGAGGCUCUCCCUGCUUAGAUCUGAACUGUACUAGCACCGAUGAUGUCGGUCUCCUCCCGGAAAAGAAAAUGCUCAGCUUCACAGAUAUAGAAGGAUGCCUGGUGCUGUCAAUCAGACCAUGAGGAAGAAUGGUGACCGGGGAAAGGAGGAGGUGAAGCAGGACUCUGAAGGACUAGGCCAGUCCCUUGGUACUUUGAGCACUUAAUUUGCAUAAGAAUAAUUUCCUUUACCAUGAUCAACUCUAUCUGGCAGCGUGCCUAGUUUAAUGGGCUUGAUCAUGGUGACAGAUGCUCUUUAAGCUGAUAUUUUAGCUUCAGUAGGUUGUUGUAAACCAUUGUACUUUGAUAUUUCAUAUACUGUAUUUUGUUUAUUUUGUUUGGUUGUAGUAAUUUCAGUAAUAGUAAGAAAUCAAGCUGAUGCGAUAAGUUUCAGAACAAACACAAAGAAGAUGGGGAAUGCAUAUACUGUACAUGUAUAUAUAAUGUAGUUAUUAGCGUUACUAUUUUUAUGCACACAUCUGUAUAGUUCCCUUCUCUAAACACAGAGAUUACCUGUUUACAACAACUAAUUUCUUUAUACGGUACAUAUACUUAAAGGAGUUGAAGAGUUAAAUAAAUAAAAAAGUGUACAUGUACAAAAAUAACAAAAUAAACCAUACUUGCUCUUUUUCUCCCCUGGUGCUUUGAGUGCUGCGUUCCAGUACUGCGCUGCCACGGUUUGUUUUCCUGGUUGCACUGGUGAUGGCACAUGUACAUAGGUUAACAUGUUGCCACUCAUUGACCGCUGCAGUGAUGUCACUUAUACUGCUGAGGCCAGUGCUUGGCUGCACCGUGACCUGUGUGCACAGUUGCAGUCAGGAAAAGAUGUCAGAGGUGGGAAAGACUGGAAAAUAGCACUGAAAACAGCAGCAGAGAAGAGGAGUUAGUAAGGAUUCUUUUGUUAUUUUAGCACAUGUAAAGGGGCUGCCUGAGUUUAUAGUUAACAACCCCUUUAGACUUACAUACACUGUAACCUAUGAACAAAUUGUAUACAUUAUUUUAGUCAAUAUUUCCAAUUUCUGUAAAUGUUGUAUUCAAGCAGAGUGUGUGAGUGUGUGAGUGUGUGAGUGUGUGAGUGUGUGAGUGUGUGAGUGUGUGAGUGUGUGAGGGGGGGGUUGGGUGCUGGGAAGUUUACCAUGAGGGUAAGAUUUGAAGUCCCUUUUCCAUAAAGGUGUAUUCCCAUCUAGGACAUUGAUAGCAUAUUGCCUCCAUUCACUGAAAUGGGAGUUUCGAAAAUAGUCAAGUGCUCUACCUCACUUUGGGAGCUACUUUCUGCAGAUAAGAGUGGAUCCAAAAGGUGUCCCACACCUAUCUGACAUAGAUGGAAUAUCCUACCAAUAUGCAAUGUCCUGCAUUGAUGUACUUUGCACAAAAUUUAUCAAACAGCACAUGGUUAAAUUGGUAUAUCAUUAUACAUAACACUUUUGUUUAGAAAUGCUACUCCAAUUUUUCUACAUUAUCCCCCUACUGGAGUGAUAAAUCUGCAGUGAAACUCAUUAGCACAGCUAACAACACACACUUUAACUUCCAUCUUUGCCCAAAAAAUUGCAAAUCUAAUUUUGCGACUUAAAACAUUUAAGGUACUUUCACACUAGCGUUUUCCUUUUCCGGUAUUGAGUUCCGUAACAGGGGCUCAAUACCGUAAAAA